This is a messenger RNA of Brienomyrus brachyistius, 15403 nucleotides long. RefSeq names its product dynein, axonemal, heavy chain 2 (gene dnah2). The coding region runs from base 160 to 13695 and encodes 4511 amino acids. Gene Ontology annotation, biological process: microtubule-based movement. NCBI's taxonomy places the organism in Eukaryota, Metazoa, Chordata, Actinopteri, Osteoglossiformes, Mormyridae. Gene Ontology annotation, molecular function: dynein light intermediate chain binding; ATP hydrolysis activity; dynein intermediate chain binding. The transcript is spliced from 88 exons. Gene Ontology annotation, cellular component: dynein complex. The record is from RefSeq and is a predicted model, not a curated record.
GUUUUUAAAACCAGCAACAAGCGCGAGGACCUCGUUCGGGCGUCUAAAAGCCUCGGUCUUUUAUUCCGGUAUUUUCCGGGGUUGACUAUGACUGAAAUACUGAAUGAAUAACCUUUGAUUUCGAACAAAAAGUUGGUGUGAGAGGGGAGCAGCAUCAUAAUGGCAGAUGCUAAGACGGCACAUGCCACACACCCUCCAGCAGUGCAGUCCAGGCAGUCUGGCUCAUCAAAAAGUCCCUCCCCCAAGGCGAGGUGCAGUGACGCUCCAGUGGACGAAACCGGACCCUGGGCAGAGGGGAAGCAGAGGCAGACUGAAGGCUGUCGUCUUCCUGUGGCAGCGGAAGAUGUAGAAACGAUCCUGCAGUGGAUGUCUGGCCAGAAUGGCAAGGGAGAUGACAGCCUGCGAGAUCUCUUUAAGAGGCGGGUGGCUCUAAGUGGUGUGACAUAUGCCUCAUGGACCGAAAGCAACAACAGAGUCCUGGACAGCUUCAUCAUGAAUACCUCCAUCCAGACCCUCAUCGUGUACCUGGACCCCUUCGCUGGGCUUCAGCUGGACUUCAGGGUCCCAUCACAGACGGUGGAGCAGCUAGCUUACUUCAUCCGGCUGGACAGGGAGCCCAUUGCCGCAGAGACCUUCGAGAAUGCCAUGCAGUUCGGCACGGUGCGCAGGGGCGAUGUGGAAAGCCUGCUGCGCCUCAUGAGUGGGGUGUACGCCCCCCUGGUCACCCUCAACACCGCCUUGCCCCAGAGCAUCAAGAACAACUUGUCCCUGCACAUGGAACGCUUCCUCAUGCACCUCACAGACGCCAGGUUCAAGCUGGAGGGGCACACGGCACUGUAUAUCCCCACGGAGGCCCUGCACCUCAGCCCUGAGGUCGCUGCAAAGGACAGGGAGCUGGUGCAGAGGCUGGAGAUGGUGAUGAUUCACUGGACACGGCAGAUAAAGGAGGCACUGAGUGCCCAGGAGAUGGUGGAGGUGGGAGACAGCUCAGGCCCCCUGGAGGAGAUCGCCUUCUGGAAGAGCCGCUGCGCUGACCUGUCGGGCAUCAGUCAACAGCUGCAGAAGAGCGGCGUGCGCCACGUCCAGACCACGCUGCAGCUUUCCAAGUCCUCCUACGUGCCUCCCUUUAUCAAGCUCGCCAAACAAAUCGAGGAUGGUUCCCAGCAGGCACGGUCCAACCUGUCCUUCCUGUCGCUGCUCGGCGGGCCCUGUGAGGAGCUCUCCCAGCUAAAGCUAUGCGAGGUGCCCCCCAAACUAACUCCCUUGAUCCAGCUGAUCCGUAUCAUCUGGGUGAACUCGCCACACUACAACACGAACGAGAGGAUCUCAGCUCUUUUCCGCAAGGUGAGCAACGAGAUCAUCCGUCUGUGCUGCCAGCAGAUCUCCCUGGACCACAUCUUUGAGGGCUGUGUGCUAUCCAGCAAACAAAUCCUCAACGACAGCAUCCAUUGCUGUCUGGCCUGGAAAGACCACUACCUCUGUAAUUCCAAAAUCCAUCACAAGUACUCCAGUAAAGGCUGGGUCUUAGAUCAGACCAGCAUCUUCGCCCAGGUCGAUGCCUUUGUGCAGCGCUGCGAGGUCCUGCUGGAGGUCUGCAGCUGCCAGCAGCAGUUUGCCCGGCGCCAGGAGGGUGCCCAGCUCCCCGUGCCCUGCUUUGCGGGCCGCCAGGGAUUCGAGCUGACGCGCAGACUGCUGGAGAUUGAGGCGGCCUUCACCAGGAGCUUGCAGGCCCUUCGUGGCGCAGGGAAGGCCAUCCUGGAUGUCAAGAACACAUUUUGGCAUGAUGACCACAACCGCUUCCGGGCAGCGGUGAAGGACCUCGAGGUGAUGAUGCAGGACCUGAUCAACACAGGCUUCGAAACAGUCAGAUCAGUAGAGGAAGGGGUCUGGCUGCUUGAUGUGUUCCAGGACCUGGCUGACAGAGAGGCAAUCAAGCGUACUAUCGACAGGAAGACAGAAGAUGUGUACAGCCUCUUCAGCAAGGAGCUGCACUUGGUGAAUGAGGAGCUGAGCAACAGGGAGAUGCAGAGAGCGGCCCACAUGCCCCAGCAUGCCGGCCGGGCAUACUUGGCACGCUGCCUGCGGCGACGCAUCGGGAGGCCAGCGGAGGCAUUGCAGAGUGCCCAUUUCAUGCCCCAGACUGACAGCAGGAAGAAAGUCAACCUGGAAUAUGCACAGCUGGUGCAGACACUGGACGAGAUGGUGCGCAAGAUCUUCAGCGAGUGGAGCCAGAGCCUGAACAGGAAGAACCUGAAGAGACUGGACCAGCCACUCAUGGUCCGCUGCAAGGAGAUGGCUGGAAUGAUGGACAUCAACUUUGACAAGGACCUACUGGAGAUGUUCAGUGAGAUCCACUACUGGGAGUGGCUACAGUUUGAGGCCCCCCACUAUGUGCUGGAUGUGUACCAGCACAGGGAAGAGCUGCGCACGCUGCGAGAGAGCGUCCGGCUGGUGGUACGCGAGUACAACAGGAUCAUCAGCAAGCUCUCCGAGGAUGAGCUGGCUCUGUUCCGGGAGCGCAUCCGUAUCCUGGAUAGGAAGUUUCAGCCCGGUCUCUCUACGCUCAUGUGGUCAUCCAAAGGGGCAUCCGGCUUUUUCAUCAGUGACUGCUGCCUGUACACCAGCAAGGUGCAGCUCAUCAUGGACGAGUAUAGCGCGGCGACCCAGAGCAUAGCGCGUGCCUGUCAGAGGAUGCGGGAGCUGCUGCUGGUGUGUCUGGACGGGAGGACGGUGUAUGGGGAGCUUGAUUUCUCAGCCCAGCAGCACGGCCACCAGCAGGCCCAGCUGCAGAGGCUCUGCAGCACUCACGACAGCGUCGUGUCCAUCUUGGGCUGCUUGCAUAAGACCUUCUGCAAUGAUGGACCUGAGGUCCAGCAGCACUGGGUCUCCUACACAGAGAAGAUGGACCUCAUGGUGGAGAACGCGCUACGCUUCAAUGUCAAAAAGUCCCUGCAGGAGCUCUCCAAGGCCAUCAAUGGUGACAGCAAGAUGAUGCCCAGCCCCCUGUUCAAGGUGCAAGUGGUGCUGCUGCAGGAGUCGGCCGGCUCCCUCCCGCAGGUAGAGUUCUCUCCCACACUGCAGAAGCUGGCCCACAUAGUGACCAGCGUCAGCAGUCAGCUCAUCAGCGCAGUUUCUGUGUUCAAGCGCCUGCCUGACCUGCUAACUCACCAGCGCUCUCAAAAGGAGCCAGUCCACAUCCUCAUUGAACAAGAUGAGGAAAUCUGUAAGAUUCAGUCCUCCAUUGCGGCGGGUUUAGCUGCCAGCACUGCACAUCUGCACACCUACCUGAAGACCUGGGAUAAGUACCGAGAGAUCUGGGAGAUCAACAAGGACCACUUCAUCCGCCGCUAUCAGCGCCUCAAUCCCCCCGUGUCAUCUUUUGACGCCGACAUUGCCCGGUAUACGGAGGUGGCGAACAACGUGCAGAAGGAGGAGACAGUGCUGAGUGUGCAGUUCGUGCUGAUGGACUGCUCCCUGCUCAAGUUCUCGCUGCUGCAGCACUGCAACGAGUGGCAGGCCAAGUUCACCCAGCUGCUCAGGCAGAUGGCCUGCGGACGCCUGCGCCAGCUGCACGCCUUCCUGCAGGACAGCACCCAUAGGCUGAGUCAGCCCCCUCAGAGUCUGACAGAGCUGGAGGAAAGCUUAAAACUGCUGGAGAUUCUGCAAGGAGACCUGGCCAAGACUGAGAGCCAGAUCCUCCCCAUCCACGAGCAGUUUGCCAUCCUGGAGAAGUAUGAAGUCACUGUGGACCAGGAUGAUCAGGAGAUGCUGGAAGCCCUGAAUGGACAGUGGGUUUGGUUCCAGCAGGUCCUGACUGACAGUGACCUCAUGCUGAAGGAACAUAAGGAAAGGUUCAAAAGUGGCCUUAUCUUCUCAGCGGAGGAGUUUAAGAAGAAGAUGCAGGCCAUCACCCAGGACUUUAAUUCCGCAGGCCCCUUCUCCAGCACCGUGAACCCCGGCGAGGCCCUGCAGCUCGUGUCCGACUUGUGCGCCCAGCUCCAUGCCCUGAAGCAGGAGGAGAGCUCCAUCCGGCAGGGCCUGAGCAUCUUCGGCAUCGAGCAGCCCCCCUCCAAGGACAUACAGAGCUUGGAUAAGGACUUAGACUACCUACAGCAGGUGUGGCAGAUCACCCAGCAGUGGGAAGCCCACUGGGACCAGUGGAAAGUGGGGCAUUUUGCCGCACUGCAAAUGGAGAGCUUGGAGAGCUCCACCCAGGCUUUGUUCAAGAAGCUGCAUAAGUUGAGCCGUAAUCUCAAGGACAAGCAGUGGGAAGUCGUGGCGUCCUGCAGCAAGAAGAUCGACCUGUUCAGAAGGACCAUUCCCCUUAUCAGCGACCUGAGGAACCCAGCCUUGCGGGACAGGCACUGGAAUCAGAUCAGGGAUGAGGUGCAAGUUGCAUUUGACCAAACAGCUGCCGAUUUCACCCUCGAGAAGAUCGUGGCCCUGGGCCUGGAGCAGCACACUGAGAAGAUCAGUGAGAUUUCAGCGGCUGCCAGCAAAGAGCUGUCAAUUGAACAGUCCCUGGAAGGCAUCGCAAAGACAUGGGAGGAGAUUUGCCUAGACGUCGUCCUGUACAAAGACAAGGGUCACCGCAGACUGAGGGGAGCAGAGGAGAUUUUCCAAGCAUUAGAGGACAACCAGGUGACCCUCUCCACGAUGAAGGCAUCCCGCUUCAUACGUGCCUUUGAAAAGGAGGUGGACCACUGGGAGCGCAGCCUGUCACUGAUCCUGGAGGUCAUUGAGAUGAUCCUCACAGUGCAGAGACAGUGGAUAUACCUGGAGAAUAUCUUUUUAGGUGAAGACUUUAGGAAACAGCUGCCUAGAGAAUCCAAGGAGUUUGAUGAAAUCAACUCUAGCUGGAAGACUAUCAUGGAUUGUUUGAACAAGGACAGAAAUGCCCUGAGAGGAACGCACCACCCUGGGCUGCUGGAGAAGCUGUCAGAGAUGAACAGCAAGCUAGAGGAGAUCCAAAAGUCUCUGGAUAUGUACCUGGAGACAAAGAGGCAGAUCUUCCCACGCUUCUACUUCUUGUCCAACAAUGACCUGCUGGAGAUCCUGGGCCAGGCGUGCCACCCAGAGGCCGUGCAGCCACACCUCAAAAAGUGCUUUGACAAUAUCAAGAGCUUGAGGAUCAACAAGGUGGGGAUCAGCAGUAAGAUAGAAGCCAGCGGCAUGUUCUCGGCCGACGGAGAGUUUGUGGAGUUCACCCACCCCGUGCUGCUGGAAGGGCCGGUGGAGGAUUGGCUCUGUGAUGUUGAGCGCGCUAUGCACUGGACCCUAAAAGAAAAUCUGAAGAAUUGCCGGCAGGCUCUCACCAAGUCAUCCAGAAAGAGGGAAAAGUGGGUGAAGGAUUGGCCGGGUCAGAUGCUGAUCACGGCCAGCCAGAUCCACUGGACCGCAGAUGUUACCAAGUCCUUAGCCAUUAGUAAAGAGGAGAGUAAGACAGCCCUGAAGUCUAUGAAAAAGAAGCAGGUGUGGAUACUGAACCGGUACUCAGACGCAAUCCGUGGCAAUCUGUCCAAGAUUAUACGGCUGAAGAUUGUAGCGCUAGUAACAGUGGAGGUGCAUGCUCGUGACAUCAUCGACCGGCUGAUGAAGUGCGGCUGCUUGGACACAAACUCCUUUGAAUGGCUCGGCCAGCUGCGACUAUACUGGGAGAAGGAAGUGGACAACUGCACCAUCAAACAGACCAACACGCAGUUCCUCUACGGCUAUGAAUACCUGGGCAACUCUGGGCGGCUGGUCAUUACGCCCUUGACAGACAGAUGCUACAUGACCCUGACCACAGCCUUGUACCUCCACCGAGGGGGCUCCCUCAAGGGCCCUGCUGGCACAGGCAAGACGGAGACAGUGAAGGAUCUGGGCAAGGCUCUGGGCAUGUACGUCAUCGUGGUUAACUGCUCCGAAGGCCUGGACUUCAAAUCCAUGGGUCGCAUGUACUCCGGGUUAGCACAGACUGGAGCAUGGGGCUGCUUUGACGAGUUUAACCGCAUCAACAUUGAGGUGCUGUCAGUGGUGGCUCAGCAGAUCUUGUCCAUCCUGACCGCUCUCUCUGCCUAUGACACCAACUUUAUCUUUGAGGGCCGACAGAUUCCCCUGGUGCGGUCCUGUGGCAUUUUCAUCACUAUGAACCCUGGCUAUGCUGGACGCACAGAGCUGCCUGACAACCUCAAGUCGAUGUUCCGGCCCAUCUCCAUGGUAGUGCCGGACUCCACGAUAAUCGCUGAGAUCACUCUGUUUGGGGAGGGAUUCAACAACUGCAAGGUUCUGGCCAAGAAAGUCUUCACAUUGUACUCACUGGCUGUACAGCAGCUGUCGAAACAGGACCACUAUGACUUUGGGCUGCGCGCCCUCACCUCUCUGCUUCGAUACGCAGGGAAGAAGCGGCGAGCGCGCCCUGGAAUCACCGACGAGGAGAUCCUCCUCAUGUCCAUGAGGGACCUGAACGUCGCCAAGCUGACCUCCAUUGACCUGCCGCUCUUCGACAACAUCAUCCAGGACCUGUUCCCUGCCACGGAGAGCCCCACCAACAACUAUAGCAAGCUGCAAGAGACUAUAGAGCUGGAACUGCAGCAAAUCGGCCUGCAGGUCACACCUUUCACUGUGACCAAGGUCAUCCAGUUGUAUGAGACCAAAAACUCCCGCCACGCCUCCAUGAUUGUGGGCACCCCAGGCAGCGGCAAGACGGUCACCUGGAGGACUCUGCAGAGUGUCCUGAACACCAUGCACCGCAAGGGCGAGCCAGGAUUCAACCUCGUCCGGGAAUUCCCCUUGAACCCCAAGGCUGUGAGUCUGGGUGAGCUGUAUGGGGAGUACGACCUCUCCACCAACGAGUGGACGGAUGGCAUGCUCUCUUCUCUGAUGAGGUUGGCCUGUGCAGAUGAGAAGGCGGAUGGAAAGUGGAUCAUCUUAGACGGGCCAGUGGACACCCUGUGGAUCGAGAGCAUGAACUCUGCCAUGGAUGACAACAAGGUGCUGACACUCAUAAAUGGGGAGAGGAUCUCCAUGCCAGAGCAGGUGUCGCUGCUCUUUGAGGUGGAGGACCUGGUGGCAGCUUCUCCGGCCACCGUGUCUCGCUGUGGGAUGGUCUACAAUGACUACACAGCCCUGGGUUGGAAGCCCUUUGUGCAGUCCUGGCUCCAGAAACGCAGUAAGGUGGAGGUUGACCACCUACAGCCCCUCUUCGACAAGUACUUAGAGAAGACCAUGGAGUUCAAGAGGACCCACUGCAAAGAGCUGGUGGCCAUCACAGAGCUGAAUGGCGUGAGCUCCCUCUGCAGGCUGUACCACACCCUGGCCACUCCUGAAAAUGGGGUGAAUCCUUCUGACUCAGUCAGCUAUAGCCGCAUGGUGGAGCUGUGGUUCACCUUCAGUCUCAUCUGGUCAGUGUGUGCCUCAGUCAACGAGGAUGGCCGAAAGAAAAUCGACAACUUCCUACGUGAGAUGGAAGGCACCUUCCCCAAUAAGGACACCGUCUAUGAGUACUAUGUAGACACCAAGAACAAAAGCUGGGCCUUGUUUGAGGACAGACUGCCCAAAGGCUGGUGCUACGCCUCCAAUAUUCCCUUUUACAAGAUAAUGGUGCCCACAGUGAAUUCAGUGCGGUACCGCUUCCUGGUGCAAGCACUAGUAUGUGGGCAGUACCCAGUGCUGCUGACGGGGCCAGUGGGCACGGGCAAGACUUCUGUGGCCCAGAGCGUGCUACAGGCCCUGGAGCCUGCUGAUUGGGCAGUGCUCACCAUUAACAUGUCCUCCCAGACUACAUCCAACAAUGUGCAGGCCAUCAUAGAGGGUCGAGUUGAGAAGCGCACUAAGGGUGUCUAUGUGCCCCUGAGAGGGAAGCGCAUGCUGACCUUUCUGGAUGACCUCAAUAUGCCGGCCCAGGACGAAUUCGGGUCCCAGCCACCUUUGGAGCUGCUCCGCCUCUUGAUCGACUACGGCUUCUGGUACGACCGGCAAAAGCAGACGCCUAAGUGUAUCAAGGGUAUGUUCCUUUUGGCGGCCAUGGGGCCUCCUGGUGGAGGGAGGACUCACAUCUCUGGUCGUCUGCAGAGUCGCUUCAACCUCAUCAACAUGACCUUUCCGACAGAAUCUCAAAUCAAGCACAUCUUUGGCACAAUGAUAAACCAGAAGCUUCAGGAGUUCCAGGAGGAGGUGAAGCCCAUUGGGGCAGUGCUGACGCAGGCUACGCUGGAGCUGUACCGCGCUGUUGUUGGCCGGUUCCUGCCCACUCCUGCCAAGAUGCACUAUUUGUUCAACCUCCGAGAUAUCUCCAAGGUAUUCCAGGGCUUACUGAGAGCUCACAGAGAUUUCCAUGAUACUAAGCAAAGCAUCACCCGACUCUGGAUCCACGAGUGCUUUAGAGUGUUCUCCGACCGGCUGGUUGAUCAAGGAGACAUGGAGGCAUUUAUGGUCCUUCUGGGUGAAAAACUGGGUUCCUACUUCGACCUGACGUACCACAGCAUUUGCCCAAACAAGCAGCCUCCCAUCUUCGGGGACUUCCUGAACAAUCCCAGGGUGUAUGAAGACAUAACAGAUAUCAAGACCCUGAAAAACUUCAUGGAGUUGCAGCUAGAGGAUUACAACCUGAGCUCUGGCGUGGUGCCUAUGAACCUGGUCCUGUUCCAUGAUGCCAUCAAACACGUAACCCAUGUGGUGCGGGUGAUCAGCCAGCCUCGGGGAAACAUGCUGCUGGUAGGCAUUGGAGGAUCGGGCCGGCAGAGCCUUUCCCGCCUUGCGUCCUUCAUCUGUGGCUAUCAAGUCUUCGAGGUGGAAGUCACCAAACAGUAUCGCAAACAAGAGUUCAGAGAUGACAUUAAGAAGUUGUACCGGCAAGCUGGUGUUGACAACAAGCCCACAGUGUUUUUGUUCAACGACACCCAAAUUUUGGACGAGUCUUUCUUGGAGGACAUCAACAACAUGCUGAAUUCUGGGGAAGUUCCCAACCUCUACAAGCCGGAUGAACUCGAUGAGGUCCAGAGGGCUUUGUCCAAUGUAGCCAACAUCCCAGAACAUUCUGACGCCAUGUUCAGCUACUUCUUGGAGAGAGUUAGGAACAACCUGCACAUCGUACUGUGCAUGAGUCCCGUAGGUGACCUCUUCAGAAAUCGGAUCCGGCAGUACCCCGCUCUGGUCAACUGCACCACCAUCAACUGGUUCUCCGAAUGGCCCCACGAUGCGCUUCUAGAGGUGGCCGAGAGGUACCUGGAUGGAUUGGAACUGGGCAGUAUGGAGGGGGCUCAGAAUAAGGUGGCCAGCAUCUUUGUGACAAUUCACCAGUCUGUGAGCCACUACUCCCAAAAGAUGAAGGUGGAGCUGAAGAGACAUAACUAUGUCACCCCCACCAACUAUUUGGAGCUGGUGUCUGGAUUCAAGAAGCUUCUGGUGGAGAAGCGUGGCGAGCUGGGCGAGCAAGUGACCAAACUGCGCAAUGGCCUCUUCAAGAUCGAUGACACGCGCAGCAAUGUGGAGGCCAUGUCUGUGGAGCUGGAGGAGGCCAAGGCGAAGGUGGCCGAGUUCCAGAAGCAGUGUGAGGAGUACCUGGUGGUCAUCGUGCAGCAGAAGCGGGAGACCGACGAGCAGCAGAAGGAGGUGAGUACCCAUAGUGAGAAGAUCAGUGCAGAAGAGGUCAAGUGUAAGGCCAUGGCAGAGAAUGCACAGAGGGACCUGGAUGAGGCUCUACCCGCGCUGGAGGAGGCCAUGAAGGCCCUGGAGUCUCUGAAUAAGAAAGACAUGACGGAGAUCAAGUCCUAUGGCCGCCCACCAGUGCUGGUGGAGAAAGUCAUGCAGGCUGUCAUGAUCCUGAGGGGCAGCGAGCCCACCUGGGCAGAGGCCAAGAGACAGCUAGGAGAGUCAAACUUUAUCAAGCAGCUAGUCCACUUUGACAAGGACAACAUCUCAGAGCAGGUUCUGAAGAAGAUCAGUCAGUACUGCACCCAGGCUGACUUCCAGCCCGAGAUCAUCGGCCGCGUCUCUCUGGCCGCCAAGUCACUCUGCAUGUGGGUUCGCGCCAUGGAGAUGUAUGGGCGUCUCUACCGCGUGGUGCAGCCAAAGAGGACCAAGCUGGAAGUGGCCAGGUCCCAGUUAGCAGAGAAGCAAGCAGCACUGGCUGAAGCUCAGGACAAACUGCGAGAGGUGGGAGAGAAGCUGGAACAGCUGAAGCAGCAGUACAGCGAGAAGCUGGCCCAGAAGAUGAAGCUGCGGCAGAAAUCUGAGGACAUGGAGCUGAAGCUGGACAGGGCCGGCAGGCUGGUGUCUGGGCUGGCUGCUGAGAGGCAGCGCUGGGAGAAGACCAUCAAGGGCCUGGACAUGGACAUGGGCUACCUGGUGGGAGACUGCCUCUUAGCUGCAGCCUUUCUGUCCUACAUGGGUCCGUUCCUGUCCAUCUACCGGGACGAAAUGGUCACCAACAUCUGGAUGAAGCAGAUGCAGCAGCUGGAGGUGCCGUGCUCACCCUCCUUCAGCUUCUCCGCGUUCCUGGCCAAAGCCACCGCCGUGCGCGACUGGAACAUGCAGGGGCUGCCGUCUGACGCUUUCUCCAUGGAGAACGGAGUCAUCGUCACCCGUGGGAACCGAUGGCCCCUCCUGGUGGAUCCACAAGGACAGGCUUUGAAGUGGAUCAAGAACAUGGAGACAAAAAGAGGCCUGAAGGUCAUCGACCCGCAGACUCCCGACUUCCUGCGCACGCUUGAAACCGCGGUCCAGUUUGGCACACCAGUGCUGCUGCAGAAUGUGCGGGAGGAGCUGGACCCCUCGCUGGCUCCCAUCCUCAACAGAGCCUUCACCCGUGUCGGUGAACGUUUUCUGCUGAGACUGAGCGACAAGGAGGUGGAUUACAACCCUGACUUCCGCUUCUACAUCACCACCAAGCUGUCCAACCCCCACUACACGCCCGAAAUCGCUACCAAGACCACCAUUGUCAACUUUGCUGUUAAGGAGCAGGGUCUGGAGGCCCAGUUGCUGGGGAUCGUGGUAAGGAAGGAACGUCCUGAACUGGAGGAGCAAAAGGAUUCACUGGUGAUCAGCAUCGCCUCUGGCAAGAGGAAACUGCAGGAACUGGAGGAUGAGAUCCUCAGGCUGCUGAAUGAGGCCACUGGUUCUCUUCUGGAUGAUGUUCACUUGGUGAACACUCUGCAGACCUCCAAAGUGACAGCUAGCGAGGUGUCUGAGCAGCUGGAAACCAGUGAACAGACAGAGAUCAAGAUUGACAUGGCCAGAGAGGCAUAUCGGCCCUGUGCCCGGCGCGCCUCUAUCUUGUUCUUCGUGCUAAAUGACAUGGGCCUUAUUGAGCCCAUGUACCAGUAUUCUCUGGACGCGUACAUCGACCUGUUCAACCUCAGCAUCGAGAAGAGCCAGCACAGCUACAAACUGGAAGAAAGGAUCACCAGCCUUAAUGACUACCACACCUACGCUGUCUACAGGUUCACCUGCCGUGGCCUGUUUGAGUGCCAUAAGCUGCUCUUCAGUUUCCACAUGUGUGCUAAGAUCCUGGAGGCAGCAGACAAACUCAACAUGGAUGAGUACAGCUUCUUCCUGCGGGGAGGCCUGGUUUUGGACAAAGAGGGUCAGAUGGACAACCCAUGUAGCAGCUGGCUGCCAGACUCCAGCUGGGACUAUGUGACUGAGCUGGACAAGUUGGCCAACUUCCACGGCCUGGUGGACUCCUUUGAGCAGUACCCGCAGGACUGGCAUGGGUGGUACACCAGCACAGAGCCUGAGCGCACUCCCUUUCCCGGUGAAUGGGAGAACAGAUGUAAUGAGCUGCAGAGGAUGCUGAUUGUCCGCUCACUGCGCCAGGAUCGCAUCUCCUUCUGUGUCACCAGCUUCAUCAUCAGUAACUUGGGCUCCCGCUUCGUGGAGCCACCCGCACUUGACAUGAAGGCCGUGGUGGAGGACUCCAGCACCAGGACCCCAUUGAUCUUCGUGUUGUCAUCGGGCGUAGACCCCACGGGUGCCCUGCUGCAGCUGGCAGAAGCUUCUGGCAUGAGUCGCCGCUUCCACGCGCUGUCCUUAGGGCAGGGACAGGCACCCAUCGCCACACGCAUGAUCAAGGAAGGGGUGAAGAAUGGUCACUGGGUGUUCCUGGCAAACUGCCACCUGUCCCUCUCCUGGAUGCCCCAGUUGGACAAGCUGGUGGAGCAGCUGCAGGUGGAAGAACCUCACGCAGACUUUCGCCUGUGGCUCAGCUCCUCUCCCCACCCGGACUUCCCCAUCGCCAUCCUGCAAGCCGGCAUCAAGAUGACCACUGAGCCACCGAAGGGUGUGAAGUCUAACAUGAAGCGCCUGUACCACUUGGUCAGCGAGGCCCAGUUCAACCAGUGCAUGCGGCCAUCUGCAUACCGCCGGCUGCUCUUCAGCCUCUGCUUCUUCCACAGCAUCCUGCUGGAGCGCAAGAAGUUCCGGCAGCUGGGCUGGAACAUCGUCUACAGCUUCAACGAUUCGGACUUGGAGGUGAGCGAGAACCUGUUGAGACAUUACCUGGACCAGCAAGAAGAGGUACCCUGGGACGCCCUCAGGUACCUGAUCGCAGGGGUCAUCUACGGAGGUCAUGUGACCGACGAGUGGGACAGACGGCUGCUCACCACCUAUAUCAACGACUGCUUCUGCGAGAGCGCCAUUACUGUCCCAUUUUUCAAACUGUCCCCACUGCCCACCCACUACAUCCCACGGGACGGCCCCCUGUCCUCCUACCUCGACUACAUCAGCCAGCUGCCCAGCGCCGAGCACCCCGAGCUAUUCGGCCAGCACCCCAACGCCGACAUCGGCAGCCAGAUCGCGGAGGCUUGCACGCUGUUCCACACUCUGCUGUCCCUACAGCCGGCCCUUUGCGGUGCCACAGCCCUGGGGGCGGGACCGAGCCCAGAGGCCAAGGUGCUUGAGAUCGCCGCAGACGUGUGGCAGAAGAUCCCAGGGCAGCUGGACUAUGAAGGAACCCGGAAACUUCUGCAAGACGACCCCUCCCCACUCAAUGUGGUGCUGCUGCAGGAGAUCCAGAGAUACAAUACCCUGCUUGGGGUCAUCAGGUCAUCCCUGGUGGAGCUGGAGAGGGGUGUACAGGGUUUGCUGGUGAUGUCCAGCAGCCUGGAGGAGACCUUCGCAUGCAUCCAUGCUGGCCGCGUGCCACCCCUCUGGGAGAAGGCGUACCCCUCGCUGAAGCCCUUAGCGUCAUGGAUGCGGGACCUGUGCCAACGUGUGGACCAGUUUGCCUGCUGGGCGCAGACGGCACACCCCCCCACGAUCUUCUGGCUGUCCGGCUUCACCUUCCCCACUGGCUUCCUAACAGCUGUACUGCAAGCCUCCGCCCGCCAGAACAAUGUGUCAGUGGAUACUCUGUCCUGGGAAUUUACAGUCUCCACAGUGGACGACAACAAUCUCCUCUUCCCCCCCAAGGACGGCGUGUUCAUCCGGGGGCUAUUCCUUGAGGGGGCUGGCUGGGACAAGAAGCACUGCUGUCUCGUGGAACCGGAGCCCAUGCGGCUGGUCUGCACCGUCCCCACCAUCCACUUCAAGCCUGUGGAGAACCGCAAGAAGACCAGCAAAAGUGUGUACUCCUGUCCCUGCUACUACUUCCCCGUGCGCUCGGGGAGGGCUGGCCGCACCUCCUUCGUGGUGACAGUGGACCUCAAUUCUGGAGCAUUUCCACACGAUCAUUGGGUCAAGAGGGGAACAGCCCUGCUGAUGAGCCUGGACAGCUAAGGAGCACACACUGUUACUGUUACACACAGGGUUGGCACACAAAACAUAGUGCAGUCACAAAGCCUGUACCAACACACACACACACACACACACACACACAGCCAGGGCAGUCACGAAGCCUGUACCAACACACACACACACACACACACACACACACACAGCCAGGGCAGUCACAAAGCCUGUACCAACACACACACACACACACACACACAGCCAGGGCAGUCACGAAGCCUGUACCAACACACACACACACACAGCCAGGGCAGUCACAAAGCCUGUACCAACACACACACACACACACAGCCAGGGCAGUCACAAAGCCUGUACCAACACACACACACACACACAGCCAGGGCAGUCACAAAGCCUGUACCAACACACACAUAUAUACACACACACACACACACACAGCCAGGGCAGUCACGAAGCCUGUACCAACACACACACACACACAGCCAGGGCAGUCACAAAGCCUGUACCAACACACACACACACACACACACACACACACAGCCAGGGCAGUCACAAAGCCUGUACCAACACACACACACACACACACACAGCCAGGGCAGUCACAAAGCCUGUACCAACACACACACACACACACACACACACAGCCAGGGCAGUCACAAAGCCUGUACCAACACACACACACACAGCCAGGGCAGUCACAAAGCCUGUACCAACACACACACACACACACAGCCAGGGCAGUCACAAAGCCUGUACCAACACACACACACACACACACAGCCAGGGCAGUCACAAAGCCUGUACCAACACACACACACACACACACACAGCCAGGGCAGUCACAAAGCCUGUACCAACACACACACACACACACAGCCAGGGCAGUCACAAAGCCUGUACCAACACACACAUACACACACACACACACACACACACACACACACAGCCAGGGCAGUCACAAAGCCUGUACCAACACACACACACACAGCCAGGGCAGUCACAAAGCCUGUACCAACACACACACACACACACAGCCAGGGCAGUCACAAAGCCUGUACCAACACACACAUACACACACACGCACAGCCAGGGCAGUCACAAAGCCUGUACCAACACACACAUACACACACACACACACACACACAGCCAGGGCAGUCACAAAGCCUGUACCAACACACACACACAGCCAAGGCAGUCACAAAGCCUGUACCAACACACACACACACACACACACACACACACACAGCCAGGGCAGUCACAAAGCCUGUACCAACACACACACACAGCCAGGGCAGUCACAAAGCCUGUACCAACACACACACACACACACACACAGCCAGGGCAGUCACAAAGCCUGUACCAACACACACACAGCCAGGGCAGUCACGAAGCCUGUACCAACACACACACACACACACACAGCCAGGGCAGUCACAAAGCCUGAACCAACACACACACACACACACACAGCCAGGGCAGUCACAAAGCCUGUACUAACAUACACACACACACACACACACACACACAGGGCUGUCUUAGCCAUGGUCAAAUUUAAAAAGAGUUGCUAGUUAGUUAGUUAGUAAAGUUCUACAUAGAUCUUUGGAUGUCAUGGGAUACAAACCUGUAGUCAUAUUGAAAUGUCUUAAGAAAUGCUUUGAGGUUUGAUGUUCUGAGGUAUUUUAAUGUAUUGACAUGUACACAGUGACAAGCAAACUAAAUAAAUCUAAUGGAGUAA